Geosmithia morbida is the source of this 1467-nucleotide messenger RNA. Its product is annotated as H/ACA ribonucleoprotein complex subunit 4. The transcript has 4 exons. NCBI's taxonomy places the organism in Eukaryota, Fungi, Ascomycota, Sordariomycetes, Hypocreales, Bionectriaceae. Gene Ontology annotation, cellular component: box H/ACA snoRNP complex. Gene Ontology annotation, molecular function: RNA binding; pseudouridine synthase activity. The record is from RefSeq and is a predicted model, not a curated record. Gene Ontology annotation, biological process: rRNA pseudouridine synthesis; box H/ACA sno(s)RNA 3'-end processing; mRNA pseudouridine synthesis. The coding region runs from base 1 to 1467 and encodes 488 amino acids.
AUGGUCACGGACGUUGUCAGGAAGGAGGAGAAGGAGGACGAGUACAUCAUCAAGCCUCAGGCUUCUGCGCCAGCUGUGGACACCAGCUCGUGGCCUCUUCUCCUCAAGAACUAUGACAAGCUUCUCGUGAGGACUGGUCACUUUACUCCCAUCGCCAAUGGAUGCUCUCCCCUCAAGCGCGACAUCAAGUCGUACAUCAGCUCUGGUGUCAUCAACCUCGACAAGCCUUCGAACCCGUCGAGUCACGAGGUUGUGGCCUGGGUCAAGCGCAUUCUCCGUGUCGAAAAGACUGGUCACAGUGGAACUCUCGACCCCAAGGUCACAGGCUGCCUGAUUGUCUGCAUCGACCGCGCCACUCGUCUGGUCAAGUCUCAGCAAGGUGCCGGGAAGGAGUACAUGGCCGUGAUCCGCCUCCACGACAAGGUGCCGGGCGGCCAGGCGCAGUUCGCCAAGGCCCUGGAGAUGCUCACGGGAGCCCUGUUCCAGCGCCCGCCGCUGAUCUCGGCCGUCAAGCGCCAGCUGCGUAUCCGUACCAUCUACGAGACCAAGCUGGUCGAGUUCGACAACGACCGCCACCUCGGCGUCUUCUGGGUAAGCUGCGAGGCUGGAACCUACAUCCGUACCCUGUGCGUGCACCUCGGCCUCCUUCUCGGCGUGGGAGCCCACAUGCAGGAGCUCCGCCGCGUCCGCUCCGGCGCCAUGGACGAGACCAAGCAGCUCGUCACCCUGCACGACGUCCUUGACGCCCAGUGGACCAUGGACAACACCCGCGAUGAGACCUACCUCCGCAAGGUCAUCUCUCCCCUCGAGACCCUCCUCACCUCGUACAAGCGUCUGGUUGUCAAGGACAGCGCCGUCAACGCCGUCUGCUACGGUGCCAAGCUGAUGCUUCCCGGUCUCCUCCGUUACGAGGCCGAGAUCGAGCACCACGAGGAGGUCGUGCUCAUGACCACAAAGGGUGAGGCCAUCGCCCUGGGCAUCGCCCAGAUGUCCACGGUCGAGAUGUCGACCUGCGACCACGGCGUCGUCGCCAAGGUCAAGCGCUGCAUCAUGGAGCGCGACCUGUACCCCCGCCGCUGGGGUCUCGGACCCGUCGCCGCCGAGAAGAAGAAGCUCAAGGCCGACGGCAAGCUCGACAAGUUUGGCCGCCCCAAUGAGGCCACCCCCGCCAAGUGGUCCUCCGGAUACACCGACUACGGUGCUCCCGCCCCCGCCACCGACGCAACGUCCGUUGCUGCUGCCGCCGCCGCCGCUACAUCCGGGGCCAAGCCCGCCACCGAGGACACCACCAUGGACGAGGCUGACAAGCCCGCCCCCGCUGCCGCUGAUGAGGGCGACAAGAAGAGGAAGAAGCACGACGGUGAGACUGCCGAGGAGAAGGCCGAGCGCAAACGCCGCAAGGCCGAGAAGAAGGCCAAGAAGGCUGCCAAGAAGGCUGGAAAGGACAGCGACAGCGACAGCGACUAA